Molecule: messenger RNA, 1932 nt
Organism: Pyrenophora tritici-repentis Pt-1C-BFP
Lineage: Eukaryota; Fungi; Ascomycota; Dothideomycetes; Pleosporales; Pleosporaceae
Product: ApaH, Diadenosine tetraphosphatase and related serine-threonine protein phosphatase
Biological process (GO): fungal-type cell wall organization; calcineurin-mediated signaling
Cellular component (GO): cytoplasm; calcineurin complex
Molecular function (GO): calmodulin binding; calmodulin-dependent protein phosphatase activity
Source: RefSeq, a predicted model, not a curated record
AUGGAAAACAACCAGGAGGUAGACCAGACCAAGUAUAUCGACAAUGCUAUCCGCGCCGUGCGGGAGAAGAAGCCGCUUCCCGAAAUCGACUUUACCCUGCAUACUAUGGAGGAUGGCAGUCAAGUGAGCACUCAGGAACGGGUCUGCAAAGAUGUGCAAGCACCCGCCUUCCACCCGCCCAGCGACGAGCAAUUCUUCUCACCGCAAGAUCGCACCAAGCCCAACAUUCAAUUCCUCAAGCAGCACUUCUACCGCGAAGGCCGCUUGACUGAGCAGCAGGCGCUAUGGAUUAUAAAGAAGGGCACAGAGAUCCUAAAGUCGGAGCCCAACAUGCUGGAAAUGGAUGCACCCAUCACUGUGUGUGGAGACGUUCACGGACAGUACUACGAUCUCAUGAAGCUGUUUGAAGUCGGUGGCGACCCAGCGGAGACGCGAUACCUGUUCUUGGGUGACUACGUCGACCGCGGAUACUUUAGUAUAGAGUGUGUCCUGUACCUAUGGUCCCUCAAGAUCUGGUACCCCAACACGCUUUGGCUGCUCCGCGGCAACCACGAGUGCCGCCACUUGACCGACUACUUCACAUUCAAACUCGAAUGCAAGCACAAAUACUCUGAAGCCGUGUACGAAGCAUGCAUGGACUCGUUCUGCGCAUUACCUCUGGCCGCUGUCAUGAACAAGCAGUUCCUGUGUAUUCAUGGUGGACUGAGCCCCGAGCUUCACACCCUGGACGAUCUGAAGAGCAUUGACCGUUUCCGCGAGCCCCCCACGCACGGCCUCAUGUGCGACAUCCUCUGGGCCGAUCCACUCGAGGAGUUUGGACAGGAGAAGACUAACGAUUUCUUCGUUCACAACCAUGUCCGCGGAUGCUCGUACUUCUUCUCGUAUCCCGCCGCCUGUGCUUUCCUCGAAAAGAACAACCUCUUGUCCAUUAUCCGUGCACACGAGGCCCAAGAUGCCGGGUACCGAAUGUACCGCAAGACACGGACGACUGGCUUCCCCAGUGUCAUGACAAUCUUUAGUGCACCAAACUACUUGGAUGUGUACAACAACAAGGCUGCUGUUUUGAAGUACGAGAACAACGUCAUGAACAUUCGACAAUUCAACUGCACACCCCAUCCAUACUGGUUGCCCAACUUUAUGGACGUAUUCACGUGGUCAUUGCCGUUCGUUGGUGAGAAGAUCACCGACAUGCUCAUUGCUAUACUGAACACAUGUUCAAAGGAAGAACUUGAGGAAGAGACACCCAGCUCGCUUGCAUCUGGACCAUCAUCGCCGCCUAUUCCUAACAUGGACCCGGAGUCAACCGAGUUCAAGCGACGCGCGAUCAAGAACAAGAUCUUGGCCAUUGGUCGUCUCUCUCGCGUAUUUCAAGUACUGCGUGAAGAGUCUGAACGCGUUACUGAGCUGAAGACAGCAUCAGGUGGCCGACUGCCAGCAGGUACUCUCAUGCUUGGUGCCGAAGGAAUCAAGCAGGCGAUUCACAGCUUCGAGGACGCACGUAAGGUCGACUUACAGAACGAGAGACUCCCGCCGAGCCACGAAGAAGUACGAAAGUCUCAGGAGGUUAGCCGAGAGCAGGCUCUCGAGAAAGCUGCCAAGGAGGCAGACAACGACCAGGGACUAGCAACCGUGGCACGACGCAUCAGCAUGUCAUCUGGCUCCGGACGCAGCAAGAAGAGCUAGGCGCGAUUCAAGCGCUCACGAUCGGAGAGUGAGGCUGAUAGACAAGCCUUGUUGACGAAUUUGGGUCCUUGAUUUCUAUAUUGGCGGGCCAGCAGAUGCCAUCAGUAUACCAUGCAGGCGUAGUGGACCACAGGAUCGUAACCCAGAGGGUUUCACCUUAGGAAGGACGGCAGUGUCAGGCUUGCCGACUGCUCAGACUUCGAUUAGCCGGUUUCUUAUUGAAUCAAACCAGAAGCCAUUCCUAAGAUA